Molecule: messenger RNA, 1682 nt
Organism: Boleophthalmus pectinirostris (great blue-spotted mudskipper)
Lineage: Eukaryota; Metazoa; Chordata; Actinopteri; Gobiiformes; Gobiidae
Product: syndecan-1-like
Exons: 5
Coding region: 61-597 (178 amino acids)
Biological process (GO): cell migration
Cellular component (GO): membrane; cell surface
Source: RefSeq, a predicted model, not a curated record
CCUGCGCACGAGGAGGGAGGAAGAAAACAAGAGCUCGAGACAGAGCCAAAGUCCGACAUCAUGAGGCUCCUGGUGCUUUCUGCUUUGUCCUGCGUGUGUCUGGCCCUGUGUCCGGACCUGUGUCCAGCGGCUCCCGCGAGAUCCAUGCCUCCUGAAGACCUGGAGGCGUCUGGAGAUGACCUGGAGAUGGACCUGGACCUGGACCUGGAGGGCUCAGGCUCAGGCUCAGGGGAAAAGCAGGAGACAGUGAUGGUGGAGGAAAAGUCCACUAACCAGGGCUCUGGUAGAGAACACCCAUAUCCAGCAAUCCAUAAAUAUGAAGAAGCUGAGCCGGAGCUUGAAGGUCCCUGGGACAGAACGCCCAUCAUGGUCCAGUCCAAGAGCAUCAUGGAAAGCAAAGAAGUCCUCACAGGAGUGAUUGCUGGAGGACUGGGGGGGCUGGUGCUGGCUGUGGUGCUGGCGGGUUUCCUCAUCUACAAAUGGCAGAAGAAAGACGUGGUUCCAGGAUACAGCCCGGCCAGCAGGAUAGUGACAGGGCAGGACCACCUCCGAGACCAGAAGGAGGCGCUGCAGGGAGAAGACGUAAUACUCGUAUGACCUCACUGUACUCUCUGCCUGCUGCUGCUGCGGUACUUUAUGACAAGUCAAUGUGUCCCACUACUAGACGCUAGGGCUAUAGUCGAUUAAAGAGGGGGUAUUUUGUAAACUCCACUGUCUGGAACUUUCUACCAUGUUAUAACAAUUCCCUUAUCAAAAACAUGCCUGAAGAGGGUUUAUAUGUCAUCCAUGCAUGUUUAAAUAAUCUAGUGAUCUCUCCCAGGCCACAUUUCAACCUAUCUUAUAGUUAACUGCAAGAUUCUGUGCAAGGAAUCGCCCACAUGCCUACAUUACCCAUGUGCCCACAUGACAAUUUCCCAGAAAUAUACAAAACAGUACACAGCAACUUGACAAACCUGAUGUGAUGUGCAGUAGUUUCAUUAUCAGAUGCUCCUGAUUGUAAUGUGAUAACGCUCUGAAAAUAGUAAAAGAUAACAUGGUGAUGUAAGUAUGUUUAUGUGUAGAAGUAAAAUAACCCCUAUUUAAAGACGUGUGCUGCCAUUUGACUGGUUGACUAAAAAUGGGGCGCUGCAAAAGCUCUCAAAACUAUUCCCUUUGUGUAUCUGACCCAGACUACACCUGCAUGCACUUAUAUAAACACAGAUUCCACUUGUGAAUCAUGAAUUUAAUCUGACGUUUUACUUUAUAAAUAACACAAUAUACCAGAUCUUCAGCUCACUCACACUCUUCUCCUUUCUGCUCUUGUCCCAUAUAAAGCCUUCUCAGCUAAACAGAAACAUGUUUAGUCAACUAAGACAAAGUUUGUGCUUCUAAGACUCGAUUCAUCAGCUGAUGAAUCGACUGAAGGACUAAAGCCCUACUACAUCUGUAAAUAUGUUGAUUAUUCGAAGUGUAAUUUAUUAGAAAACGUUGAUUGAAAUGCGUAUGUUUUAUCCUUGUAUGUGUCAUGUGUAAAGACUGUUUCUGUUCAUGAAUGGUUAACCUGUACAAACACAACUGCAUCAGUGAAAUGAUUAAGCCUUGAAAACGCGUCAAAUGGAUUAAGUAUUUCUAUUUCAUUGUUUUGUCUGUGCUCUGUAGUGAAUCUGGCACGCUUGAUAAUCCCAUUAUUAAAGGUCCUAUAU